This is a messenger RNA of Herpailurus yagouaroundi (jaguarundi), 789 nucleotides long. It is a transcript of the gene ZCCHC13, whose product is annotated as zinc finger CCHC-type containing 13. Lineage: Eukaryota; Metazoa; Chordata; Mammalia; Carnivora; Felidae. The record is from RefSeq and is a predicted model, not a curated record. Gene Ontology annotation, molecular function: nucleic acid binding; zinc ion binding. Bases 227 to 739 code for a protein of 170 amino acids. The transcript has 3 exons.
CAUCACUCAGCCAUGCUUUUCACUUUAAGAAUGGAAGGAAAAGUCAGGUGGGAAGGGCAGCUGGAAUGCCUGUGACACGUGAGUGGGGUCGUGCGCAAACCUUGUGUGAUGUCACUGAGGCACCUAGAGAAAAACGGCCACUUGUUUCUAAGCCGCCCUAAGGAGAGGUGCGUCGGAGCCUCAGGGGCAGUUGUGGGCCCGCUCGCCCUAAGAUCUCACCAUCGCCAUGAGCAAUAAGGAAUGCUUCAAGUGUGGACGCUCUGGCCACUGGGCCCGGGGAUGCCCUAGAGGAGGAGGAAGUCAAAGGCGUGAAGCUAGAGGCCGUGGCAGAGGUUCCCAGUGCAGUUCCGCCAACCCGUCUGACAUCUGUUACCGCUGUGGUGAGUCUGGUCAUCAUGCUAAGAAUUGUGAUCUCGAGAAGAUCUGCUACAACUGUGGGAGAAGUGGCCACAUCGCCAAAGAUUGUAUUGAGCUUAAGCGAGAGAGAGAGCAGUGUUGUUACACUUGUGGCAGACCAGGCCAUCUGGCUCGUGAUUGUGACCGUCAGGAAGAGCGGAAGUGCUACUCUUGUGGUGAAUAUGGCCACAUUCAGAAAGACUGCACCCAAGUCAAAUGCUACCGGUGUGGUGAGAUUGGCCACAUGGCCAUCAACUGCAGCAAGACGAGUGAAGUCAACUGCUACCGCUGUGGCGAGUCUGGACAUCUGGCCCGGGAAUGCCCCAUUGAGGCUACCACUUAAUUUUUUUUCCUUUGUCCCUCCCUCCUUUUGUUGAGAGAUAAUUGUUUUAU